Molecule: messenger RNA, 1412 nt
Organism: Lentinula edodes (shiitake mushroom)
Lineage: Eukaryota; Fungi; Basidiomycota; Agaricomycetes; Agaricales; Omphalotaceae
Exons: 2
Coding region: 127-1284 (385 amino acids)
Source: RefSeq, a predicted model, not a curated record
CAUAGAAACAAUGGGUAUCAACCUUCAUUGGUCAAGUCAUGGUUUUGGCCCUGAAGGAGACCCCAGAUUAUAAAAAGACAAUAUUUCUGAGCACGAAGUUAUCUUGCUCAAUCUUCCUAUACCCGGAUGUCUGAUACCUCCUCCUCCUCCUCCUCUUCCACAUUUCCUCCAGAGGAUUACAACCUCAAAGCGUAUUUCAUCAGUCUACACCAUCAUCAGCACGAUACUAUCAAACCUACGACAUUGGCUCCAGAACAGGAAAAUAUUUUUACUGCAGACAAAGGGACUUAUGAUUUUGAACAGAAUUUGUCCUCCUCUGUUCUCAAUAAUAUUCGUGCCAUGCUUGACGAAGAAGAUAGCUCUUCCUUGAGAUUUCCAGUUGAAGACAAGACUCUUAAUCCACGAGCCCAUCCUUUCGUCCCUGGUUCAGAGAAUGGCGCAGGCAGCUGUGCCUCAGCAAGACUGGUGGCAAUUGAUGCGAUAAAUAGGUUUCACCAAAGAUACGAUCGUCCUCUUCCUCCCCUCCUACGACCCUCGUCAGGCUUAGAAUCCUCUCCUUGGCUGGCAUCUACCCGACACCCCCCAAACUGGCGCCAUUCACUUGAUCUUGCAGCUCAUACGACCCCGAUGAGCGCGUCCGCAAUAGACGAAUACGGUCGAGACUUGGUUCACGGACAGAUCUGGAGUCGCUGCGGCCUAGUCGACCUGAUUCAGCAUGUCUGCUGGAAAGGUUCCGAACCUUCAUUCGACACGCAUCCUUUGUCAGUUGCGCUACUGGCGUUCAGCGUUUAUAAUCACUUUAAAACUAUCGGGGAUCAAAAAAAUGCCUCUACAUUCACGGAUAUUCUUCAGCGAUGCGUCAAGGGAUAUUUCGAGGCGCUUUGGGAUGUCGAGAAUAAAGGUUCUGCCCUUCGAUUCACAUCCGACUCUUCUUUUGCCCCUGAGUAUAUCCAGUGCGCGAGUCGCUUUGUGGCGUUUACUGGGUGUUUAUACCGCUGCGACGUCAUUGACAGAGAGACUGUUCUGCAUUGUUUAUGGAUCUUAAUAUGUCAACUCACAGCUCCAGAACAUUUGUACGCCAUACUCAGUCUAGUUGAAUGCUCCGGGGUAUAUUGUCGCAACAAUGGAAGCAGCGAUAUCGUUCUGGUGCAUCGCUUCGUCAGAAGUCUCGUCGCCGUUACACAACAGCAACUAUCGAGUGUUCCUAACAUUCAACGCACGACCGAUACAAUUCUGCGCCUUGUUACUGAACAGAGUGGCUGCAGCAUGGACGUACUUCAGUAAUCGCGUUAUGAUCUUGUCACUUCUUGACACGACUGUGAUGAGACCUUUGUAUUAGAUAGGUGGAUGCGUUGGUUGUAUUUUUUGUUAUGCACAUGUGGUUAUGCGAGGUGGCAUUGUGAUCUCCAUGG